Phyllotreta striolata is the source of this 660-nucleotide messenger RNA. The record is from the annotation of a GenBank genome assembly. NCBI's taxonomy places the organism in Eukaryota, Metazoa, Arthropoda, Insecta, Coleoptera, Chrysomelidae.
AAUAGUGUGAAAAUAUUUUUCACCAAAAUAAAAUCGACAAACAUCGGCGUAAAUCCGCCAGAUUUUAUCGGAAUAAGUAGAAAGUCUAAUUAAUAAUGCCGCCUAAAUUCGAUCCCACCGAAGUAAAGUACGUUUACUUGAGAUGUGUAGGAGGAGAAGUAGGAGCUACAUCAUCUUUGGCUCCGAAAAUCGGUCCCCUUGGUCUGUCUCCCAAAAAAGUUGGUGACGAUAUUGCCAAGGGUACUGCCGACUGGAAAGGUUUAAAAAUUACGGUACAAUUGAAAAUUCAAAACCGUCAAGCCACCAUCUCUGUCGUACCAUCGGCUGCUUCCUUAAUUAUCAAGGCAUUGAAAGAACCUCCUCGUGACAGAAAGAAGCAGAAAAACAUUAAACACAGUGGAAACAUUACAUUCGAUGAAGUGCUUGCCAUUGCGAAGCAAAUGAGGCCUAGAUCAAUGGCCAAGAGCCUUUCUGGAACUGUUAAGGAAGUGCUAGGUACAGCUCAAUCUGUAGGUUGUACAAUUGACGGGAAAGCCCCUCACGACGUCAUAGAUGAAGUCAAUGAGGGUACUGUAGAAGUUCCAGAUGAGUAAACUAAAUAUAUGUCUUUUUUCUAAGUUUAUUUGGUUGUUUUAUUUUCCUAAUUUUGAAUUAAAUAUU